GACCAGCGAACUCAAACCCAACAAGUCGAAGAGUAACUAUCAGAUCAGGUGGAACGCCUGGUCCCGCUUUUAAUUUCAAAAACAUUCUAACGAUCGCGCUGGCAUUUCUGUAGUUUUUCGAGCUGUGCCCUAAAUCAGAACCACAUAAACACAUCAUUUACGCUGAUUGUUUAAAAUCAUUGGGAGCGAGAGGAUGAAGAUUUGUUGGCUUGUCUUUGCAAGCUGGCUCUGUUUGCUGGGGGCAGUGUCAGCAAAUCGCACUUUUACCGUCGAUUACGAUCAUAAUCGAUUCCUAAAGGAUGGCAAGCCCUUCCGCUUCAUUGCGGGCUCGUUCCACUAUUUUCGUGCCCAUCCUGACACCUGGCAGAGGCAUCUCCGCACCAUGAGAGCAGCCGGCUUGAAUGCAGUAACCACCUAUGUGGAAUGGUCUCUUCACAAUCCAAAGGAUGGUGUGUAUGUCUGGAACAAAAUGGCAGAUCUGGAGCAUUUUAUACGACUGGCCGUUGGAGAGGAUCUGCUAGUAAUCCUUCGUCCGGGCCCUUAUAUCUGUGCUGAACGCGACAUGGGCGGGUUUCCUUAUUGGCUGCUCAACAAGUAUCCUGGAAUUCAGCUUCGCACAGCAGAUGUCAACUACCUCAGCGAGGUCCGCAUUUGGUAUAACCAGCUCUUCACAAGGAUAACCCCCUAUCUGUACGGCAAUGGAGGCCCCAUUAUAAUGGUUCAGGUGGAGAACGAGUACGGUUCCUACUUUGCCUGUGAUCUCAACUACCGAAACUGGCUGCGUGAUGAGACUGCCACUCAUGUCAAGAAUAAGGCAGUCCUCUUUACCAACGAUGGGCCCAGCGUGCUGCGCUGCGGAAAGAUCCAAAAUGUCCUCGCAACUAUGGACUUUGGGGCUACAUCAGAUCUCAAACCCACCUGGGCCAAGUUAAGACGCUACCAGGCAAAAGGGCCGCUGGUCAAUUCCGAAUACUAUCCGGGUUGGCUGACGCAUUGGACGGAACCGAUGGCUAAUGUGAGCACGGAUUCCAUUACAGGGACUUUCGUUGACAUGCUGGACAGCGGGGCCAGUGUCAACUUCUACAUGUUCUAUGGAGGCACCAAUUUCGGCUUCACCGCCGGCGCCAACGAUAAUGGCCCUGGACAGUAUCUGGCAGACAUCACAUCCUACGACUACGAUGCGCCAAUGACGGAGGCUGGAGAUCCCACGUCCAAGUACCAAGCCCUGCGUCGCAUUAUUGGACGGUAUUUGCCUUUGCCCAAUAUACCCGUGCCCAGUCCCGUACCCAAGAAAGGCUACGGAUCCGUGCGACUGACCAGUUGCUGUAAUUUACUUUCUCCGGAGGCAAGACAGCGACUUUCCACGGGCUUUGUCCAAGCGGCGAAGCCACAGAGCUUCGAGGCCCUAAACCAAUACUCUGGAUUAGUUUUAUACGAAACCCAACUGCCCAGUUUCAAGCGUGACCCGAGCAUCCUAAGUGUACCAGGCUUAGCCGACAGAGGCUAUGUCUACGUGGAUGGGGAAUUCGUGGGUCUGCUGGCUAGGGAAAUACCCGUUUUUGAUCUACCCAUCAGCGCUAGUGCUGGGCGAAGGCUCCAGAUUUUCGUGGAGAAUCAAGGACGACUUAAUUAUGGUCGCCAGAUCAACGACUUCAAGGGCAUCCUGCGGGAUGUGCGUCUGGACAAGCAAGUUCUGAGCAAAUGGAACAUGACCAAGUUCCCGCUGGAGUCGUACGAUAGCCUCGAGCAACUGAUAUCCCAAUCAAAUCCAUCAGCUAACCAGGUCGUCCCGGAUCUGAAUAAGCUGCGAACUCUACUGCGAACAGGACCAACCGUUUAUUACGGACAACUUGAAAUUAAGACCCAGUCUGACAUUGCGGAUACGUAUCUGGACAUGUCAGGAUGGGGCAAGGGCAUUGUCUUCGUUAACGGCGAAAAUCUCGGCAGGUACUGGCCCCUGGUUGGACCCCAGAUCACCCUGUAUGUCCCGUCCCCACUUCUGAAGGUGGGCUCCAACCGCAUCGUGGUGGUGGAGUACCAACAGACACCGACCUCUCUGGAGUUGCACUUCCGGGACACCCCCAUCCUGAACGCUAGAACCGGCUAGGAGAAGCACGCAUCCUUCGCCAUUCAAAACAACAACAUACAUCAUGCAUCAUUCGUUAAUGUAGAUUUAAAUGUAAAUUUAUGCGGUUUAAGUUCUUUGUGGAGGCAUUAAAGCGGAUCCGAGGAGUAAGGACUUUGUGUCUUGUCUGCCUCGUUAUCCUUUUUUUGUAAAA
This is a messenger RNA of Drosophila ananassae, 2279 nucleotides long. RefSeq names its product beta-galactosidase. Gene Ontology annotation, biological process: carbohydrate metabolic process. Gene Ontology annotation, cellular component: vacuole. Gene Ontology annotation, molecular function: beta-galactosidase activity. The transcript is spliced from 5 exons. The coding region runs from base 194 to 2107 and encodes 637 amino acids. The record is from RefSeq and is a predicted model, not a curated record. NCBI's taxonomy places the organism in Eukaryota, Metazoa, Arthropoda, Insecta, Diptera, Drosophilidae.